AUGGCCAACAGGAAAUCAUCAAACAAGCUCCCACAGACGGCCGUAAUCAAGCAAAUCCUCAAGAGAUGCUCCAGCCUGGGCAAGCGCAACGGCUACCACGACGGCACCUGCGGCGGCCUCCCGCUCGACGUCCCCAAGGGCCACUUCGUCGUCUACGUCGGCGAGAACCGGAGUAGGUACAUUGUCCCCAUUUCCUUCCUCACCCGACCCGAGUUCCAGACCCUGCUCCACCAGGCCGAGGAAGAGUUUGGGUUCGACCACGACAUGGGUCUGACCAUCCCUUGCGAAGAAGUCGUCUUCCAGUCCUUAACUUCCAUGCUCUCCGCCUAG
Molecule: messenger RNA, 330 nt
Organism: Linum tenue
Lineage: Eukaryota; Viridiplantae; Streptophyta; Magnoliopsida; Malpighiales; Linaceae
Source: the annotation of a GenBank genome assembly